AUGGAAAAAACAAUUGGAAAUGAACUGAUCGAUUCAAUUACAACCGAUCAAAACAACGAGAACGGCGAAGACAAACCACCACAGAAUCUCAAGCAUUCACCAAGCGAGGUGGAGCUCAAGGAUUUUAAUAGAUCAUUUGGCAAUCUUACUGAGAAACUUCAAAUUGAUUUUACAGUACCAGAGAAUUUGGAAUUCUUUAUUGCCAUGGCUUUAUGUCAUUCAGUUAUUCCAGAAAUAGAUUCAAAUGGUUCAAUUUCAUAUUCUUCAUCGUCACCAGAUGAAAUUGCUUUAGUUAAUGCAGCUUCAAUAUAUGGUAUUAAAUUCCAUUCUAGAACACCACAUUCAAUGAGUAUCAUUGUGAAUGGAGAAGAAAGGUCCUAUCAUUUAUUGAAUGUAUUGGAGUUUUCGAGUGAUCGUAAGAGAAUGUCGGUGAUUGUCAAGGAGUUUAACUCUCAGGAUAUCAUUUUAUAUUGUAAGGGAGCUGAUACUGCAAUUCUACCAUUAUUGUCAGAUACACACGAUAAAGAGAUUCUCAAAUUGGAUGAAGAUGCUCUAAGAAGAUUCUCAUGUAGUGGUCUUCGAACUCUCUGUAUUGCCAAAAAGAUAAUUCCCACUGUUGAAUAUGAACAAUGGAAUUUGCUAUUCAAGAAAGCAUCGAUUGCAAUCGAAGAUCGUGUUGAAAAAGUUGGAGAAGUAUCGACUUUGAUUGAAAAGGAUUGGACUUUGAUGGGUGUCACUGGAAUUGAAGAUAAACUUCAAUACAAUGUGGCGUCAACAAUCACUACAAUCUCGAGAGCUCAUAUCAAGAUUUGGAUGUUGACCGGUGACAAACAAGAGACAGCUAUCAAUAUUGGAAUUUCCUGUAAGUUGUUGGAAGGAUUAGAUAUUCUUUUGCUGAAUGAAUCCAGCAGUAAGGAUGCUCUGCAAGAGUUGAUCAAUACACACAUCCAAAGAAUUGAAUACGAGCGAAGUUUGGAGUCGACUGGUGCCGGUGCAGGAAAGAGAGGUUACGCAAUUGUUGUCGAUGGAAGCACUCUUUCCAUUGCUAUUACCAAGGAGUUGGAAGACAGUUUCUACAAGCUGACAAGUCUAUGUACAUCUGUGGUAUGCUGUCGUGUUACACCGUUCCAAAAAUCAGAGGUUGUUCGUAUCGUAAAGGAUCGUACCAAGUCUAUUACUCUGGCGAUUGGUGAUGGUGCCAACGAUGUUAGCAUGAUUCAAAAAGCACACAUUGGUGUCGGUAUCUCUGGAAAGGAAGGUCGUCAAGCAGUUUUAGCAAGUGAUUUUGCGAUUUCACAAUUCAGAUUCUUGGAACGUCUUGUUCUCGUGCAUGGAAGAUACAAUUAUAAGAGAUUGUGUCUCCUCAUUUGUUACUUCUUCUUCAAGAAUCUCGUUUGUUCAUUACUUCAAUUCUGGUUCUCGACAAACACCCAAUUCUCAGGCCAAACAUUCUAUGAUGCUGCCAACAUCCUCGGUUACAAUCUAAUAUUUACAUCACUGCCAAUCAUUGUGAUUGGUGUAUUCGAGAAAGAUAUUGACUCUUCCUAUCUGAGAAAAUAUCCAACAUUAUAUAGAGAGUGUCAACUUGGUAAAUCUUUUAAUCAUAAAAUAUUUUGGGCUUGGAUUGCAUUGGGUAUCUAUUGUUCCUCUGUAAUUUAUUUCUUUUCUUCUAGAAUCUUUGGAAAUGCGCCAACUGAUACCAGUGGAAAGAUAGGAGGACUCUACCAGACUAGCGCAGCUGGCUUCACCUAUCUUGUGUUUGUUGUCAAUCUUUUGUUGUGUCUGGUGAUUAGCUCUUGGACUUGGCUACACCACUUGACCAUCUGGGGAACACUGGCAGUCUAUUGGAUAUUGGAGUGUCUCUACAGUUAUAUCUAUGUCUCCUAUACCAACUACUUCUACCUUGUAUUCCUUCAGCUAGUGGAACAACCAUUAUUCUACUUUACAUUCAUCAUCACCGUUGUCAUUGCUUUAUUACCAGCCUACGUAACAUCUUUUGUAUAUAGAAACUUUUUCACUCAACCAAUUCAUGUUGCUCAAGAAAUUCAAAGAGAAGAUAAAAAAGCAAUUAGUCAAAAGUUAAAGAUGUUACACAACAUUUAA
Heterostelium album PN500 is the source of this 2103-nucleotide messenger RNA. Its product is annotated as P-type ATPase. Bases 1 to 2103 code for a protein of 700 amino acids. Gene Ontology annotation, cellular component: plasma membrane. Gene Ontology annotation, biological process: phospholipid translocation. The transcript is spliced from 3 exons. The record is from RefSeq and is a predicted model, not a curated record. Gene Ontology annotation, molecular function: magnesium ion binding; ATPase-coupled intramembrane lipid carrier activity; ATP binding. NCBI's taxonomy places the organism in Eukaryota, Evosea, Eumycetozoa, Acytosteliales, Acytosteliaceae.